GUGUAAUAUCUUUGGUAGUGUAAAAUAACUUCCACGAACUCGUCAUUGGUCGUCAACUGCUGUUGAGUACUGAAUAACUAUGGCGCGAGGUAGUAGUGCCGGGUUUGAUAGACAUAUUACUAUAUUUUCUCCAGAAGGGAGAUUAUAUCAAGUUGAAUAUGCAUUCAAAGCUAUAAGCCAAGGAGGACUAACGUCGGUGGGCCUGAAGGGAGUAGACACUGCAGUUGUUGCCACGCAGAAGAAAGUUCCUGACAAGCUGAUAGACGCAUCGACAGUGACGCACAUAUUCAAGCUGUCGGACAGCAUCGGCUGCGUCAUGACGGGAAUGAUUGCCGACAGCAAGUCGCAGGUGCAGCGGGCGCGCUACGAGGCGGCCAACUGGCGCCACGUCAACGGCUACGAGAUCCCGGCGGACGCGCUGUGCCGCCGUAUCGCCGACAUCUCGCAGGUCUACACCCAGAACGCGGAGAUGCGGCCCCUCGGCUGCAGUAUGAUCGUCGUGGCGUACGACGAGGAGCAGGGGCCGUGCGUGUUCAAGACGGACCCGGCCGGUUACUACUGCGGCUACCGCGCCGUCACGGUGGGCGCCAAGCAGACCGAGGCCAACAGCUACCUGGAGAAGAAGCUCAAGAAGAAGCUCAACUACAGCGGCGACGAGGCCAUACAGUUGGCAGUAUCUUGCCUGUCGUCUGUGCUGGCAGUAGACUUCAAGCCGUCUGAAAUUGAAGUUGGGGUGGUGUCGAAGGACAAUCCGAAGUUCAGGAUUCUGACAGAGCAGGAGAUCGACGUCCACCUGACGGCCAUCGCGGAGCGGGACUGACGCUGAAGCGGCGACUCGGAAGUCCGCCGACAGGUCCGAGGUCGUCUGCCGAAGAGUCGCGGGCACUUUGCCACUUUUGGAGAAUGUGCUGUCUUUUCUUUAAAAGUUACUCUGUUUGGCUGGCACGCUAUUUGCCUCCAUCCUUGUUGUCAGUGAUUUUUAAAUAAUUUGUGUAACACACAGGUCUGGUAAUAAAUGAAGUGUCAUACA
Schistocerca piceifrons (Central American locust) is the source of this 1030-nucleotide messenger RNA. RefSeq names its product proteasome subunit alpha type-6-like. The transcript is spliced from 7 exons. The coding region runs from base 80 to 820 and encodes 246 amino acids. Gene Ontology annotation, cellular component: cytosol; proteasome core complex; proteasome core complex, alpha-subunit complex. Lineage: Eukaryota; Metazoa; Arthropoda; Insecta; Orthoptera; Acrididae. Gene Ontology annotation, biological process: ubiquitin-dependent protein catabolic process. The record is from RefSeq and is a predicted model, not a curated record.